UAAUUUUUUUUUUAAUUUACUUUACUCGUCGAAUUUUGAGUUGCCGUCCAGUGAAAGGAGCGAUUUUUCCUAGGGCAAAGCUAGGGUUUAUGCACUAGCGUAAAGCCAGAUGCAAUGGGUAGAAAGAAAAAUCGGCCGAUUCGUUCGGGUUCCAUUGUAUCAGAAAUUGAGGACCCUCACAGUAAUAGUCCUGCUGGACAGAAUUUAGCUGCUGAUGGUCUGUCUACGACGGGAGGAGAGAAUGUUAAUUCCAAUAAACCAUUAUUCAUUGAUAUUGAGCCAUCUUCUUCUUCAUUUGACGAGGAUUUUGAAGUUGCAGAGGUAUCACUUGACAAUGUGACCUUUUUUGAUGAAAUGAGGAAUAAUUUACUGGUAGAAGAUACUAGCGUUGAAGAUAAUUUUCGCCUUCGAUUCAGUUUAUUUGGUUUAGAAGAUGGUUCUUUCAGACUAGGUAAUUUUCCUCUGCUAUCUGCUGAUAAUAUCUUAUUACAAUAUGUUUUGUUGGGAAAAACCAACUCAAAUGGUUGCAGAGAAACCAUUGUUCUGUUCUCCGGACGAUUUGAUGGUCCAGAUGAGUGUGUUUCUGGUCUUGUUCACCUUGUGUCCCUUAGAUUUUUUGGAUUGAAGCUCGUGACAGAGGCAAUGGAACUUCACAAUAAUUUAUCUGUUAGGAUCAGAGUAGAAAUUCUAAAAAGUGCUUUUGAUGCUUGUGGGAAUCCUUUGGAAAUUACGAGACAUCCUUGGAGAAGAAGUAUGAUGAGCGUUAUGUCUUGGUUGCACCCCGAAGUUACGACUUCUGAAGUCAUAUAUGGAAUAGAUAAAUCUGAAGUGAGAAAUGAUUAUACAUUCUGUGAAUCUAAAAGCUCUGGUUUAAGGAAUUGUUCGGAGUUUGAUGCUGCUGUUUUUUAUGAAGCCAUUAAACCUUCUAAAGAGGAGGCAGGGAUGGAAAAUGAUCUUCCUUAUCUGCUUCCUUGCCUUAGGCCAUAUCAGCGAAGAGCCGUUUACUGGAUGGUGAAAAGAGAAAAGGGAGCAUCAAAUGAGAAGUUUCAACAAUUUUUAUCAGCUCCAUUUUCUAUUCCUAUUAUAUUCUUUGGAGGACAAUCCAAAAUAUUCUAUAAUCCAUUCAAUGGAAAUGUUUCAUGGAGUCCAUUACAAUCCUCAUAUGUUUCUGGUGGCAUCUUAGCUGAUGAGAUGGGCCUUGGGAAAACUGUUGAAUUGCUGGCUUGCAUCUUUGCGCAUCGGAAACAGUCCGUUGAAGAAUACGUUACUGGUGACGAAUCUGAAGAGAUAGGAAGCCAAAUUAGAAGACGGAAAAGAGAACGUGUCGAGUGCAUUUGUGGUGCUGCUAGCGAGAGUCGAAAAUAUGAAGGAUUGUGGGUACAAUGUGAUGUUUGUGAUGCAUGGCAACAUGCUGAUUGUGUUGGAUUUUCGUCCCGGAAGAAGUUAUCUUUUUCACAUGAUGAGUCUUCCAAAAUGGUUUCACAUGCUAAAUCCAAGUCUCGCCGUGAUAGGAAGGGAUCUGGUGAUGUUAUUGAAAUGGAGGGAAAUUUUACAUGCUCUUUGUGCGUUGAACUUAUGGAAGCUGCCAAGAUUAAGAUAGCUACUGGUGCAACUCUUGUAGUUUGUCCAGCUCCUAUACAGGCACAGUGGUAUUCUGAGAUAAUACGCCACACGAGAUCCGGUUCGCUGAAAAUCUUUAUCUAUGAAGGAGCGAGGAAUAUAACAACUACAACUGCUCUAAAAUUUGCCAUGGAUGAACUGGUAAAAGCUGAUAUUGUCUUAACCACAUAUGAUGUCCUAAAGGAAGAUCUAGCACAUGAUGCUGAUAGGCAUGAUGGCGAUCGCCAUUUUUUGAGAUUUCAAAAAAGGUAUCCUGUUAUUCCUACCCUACUUACAAGGAUGCAUUGGUGGAGAGUGUGCUUGGAUGAGGCUCAGAUGGUUGAAUGCAACACAGGUUCUGUGACAGAGAUGGCUAUGCGUUUGCAUGCUCAUCAUCGUUGGUGUAUCACAGGUACUCCAAUUCAACAUCGACUCGAUGAUCUGUUUGGGCUUCUGCGAUUCCUUAGAGCUUUUCCUUUUGAUGCCCAUAGAUGGUGGGUUCAAGUUGUCAGAGAUCCAUAUGAGAGGAAAGAUAAAGUGGCAAUGGAAUUCAUCCACAAAAUGUUCAAGCAACUUAUGUGGCGUUCAUCUAAGAUUCAUGUUUCAGAGGAAUUGCAGUUGCCUCCACAGGAAGAGUGUUUACUGUGGCUGACUCUAUCACCUGUUGAAGAGCAUUUCUAUCAAAAGCAACAUGAAACAUGUCUGAGAUGCGCACAAGAAAUCAUCCGAAGUUUCAGAAGUUCUGAAAGUUCAUGGGAUAGCAUUCUCUCUCAUGAUGAAGUUGGAAAGCUUCUAGCUCCACUUCUAAAACUUCGUCAGGCAUGUUGCCAUCCUCAAGUUGGGAGUUCUGGUCUUUGCUCGUUGCAGAAUUCUCCAUUGUCCAUGGAAGAGAUUCUUGAAGUUCUUAUUGGCAAAGCGAAGAUUGAAGGAGAGGAAGCUCUCAGACGAGUUGCCGUGGCACUGAAUGGAUUAGCUGGGGUGGCUGUAAUUGAAGAAGAUAACAAGAGAGCAGUUUUGCUCUACAAAGAAGCACUGGCUAUGGCCGAUGAACACAGCGAUGAUUACCGUUUGGACCCUUUGUUGAGCUUGCACAUUCAUCACAAUCUGGCUGAAUUGCUUUCUCUCACUUCUGAUUUCUCAUGUCCAUUCAUGGGAAUGCAUUGUUCUGAAACUAAUGGGAAAAAAAGGGAUUUUGCUGGUAGGUAUGAACGACGUUACGUUAAGAGACGGAAAGUUAGUGUGGAUUACAGCCCUAAUUCUAUGGUUGAAGAAUCCUUGGAGAAUCAUGCCAUCCUAAAUUUGUCCACAGUCGAUGAUAAUGUAUGCAAGGACGGAGCUAAGAAUGAACUGCCAUCUAGGUGUUAUGCAGUUGAUUGCCUAAGGGAAACAUGUGAAAAUAUUAAGCAGAAGUACUUGUCCGCUUUUAUUUCAAAAUUGUCUUUGGUGGACUUCAAAAGUUCCUAUAAGGAGGUUUGCAAUCUGUCCAAAGAGUGCAAAGUUCAGAAUAUGACGUGGUGGGUGCAUGCACUUGAUAUUAUAGAACAAAAAGAAGAGAAUUCUCGAGAAUUGAUGAAAAAGAUUGAACUGGCUAUUUCCAGGGUUGGUUGCAAUUCCAGAUCAUUCAGAGUGUCUUCAGGGUUUCGAAACAUGAAAGGCUUGAGAUACAACAUCCAAGUUGGUCUUGAUUCUUUGGAGACUUCUCGGCAAGCUUUAAUUACCCAACUUUUGCAAAUUGAGCAAACUAUGGAGAAGCCGGAUGAGGCUGUUGUUGAACGUGUGAGAUACUGCCCUUACUGCGGCGGUGGCGAUGGUAACUUGUGUACUCAUUGUGAGUUAGAGUUUGUGUUUCAGAAAUAUGAGGCGAAGCUGUUUCUUUCAAGGAAAACAAAUGAUAUCGGUGAUAUUGCCUCGGUGGAAGAGGCAUUGGACCAUCAAAAGAGGAAGUUUGCGUUAAAUAGUUUUUUUCGUAUUGGAAAGAUUGGUGGUGGAACGGGUGUUGAUUAUGGAGAAAGCAAACAGAGACAUGCCAAAGAAAAUAUUGAGGUUUUGAGGCAUCCUUCUGAAUUGGAAAUUACUCUAGGGGUCAUUAGAAGUUAUUCAAAAGCAAUCUUGGGGAGACAAGGUUAUGCAUUAGCUGGAAGGCAUUUACUGCUCUUUGAGGCCAUGCGUAGAGAAUUUACUCAAGCAAGGCUAUUAUCACGUUCGCAAGCUCAGUUAUUGGGUGCUUAUGAUGAAAUCAAGCUUUCUACCUCAAGACUGCGGCUCAAGCAAACGAAGGAUGAGCCAACUGCUAUAAAUAUUCUUUCUAGAGAAGAACUAAUUCCCUGUAGCCUGCAAUUCUCGAACGACAAGUUUGUAUCUUUGUCUUUAUUAUCUCGUAUGAAAGGCCAGUUACGCUAUCUGAAGGGAUUGGUGGAAUCUAAAGUGGAAAUAAAACAUCGAAGCCAAUUUCUAUGUAGGAAUCAAGAUGGAGCUGAAAUGGCAAACAUUACAGCUUUUAACGAAAACGAAUGCAAUCUCAGGACUGAUGAUGACCUCUGUCCCAUUUGCCAUGAAAAAAUAGACAGCCAGAAGAUGGUAUUUGAAUGUGGGCAUGUUAUUUGCUGUAAAUGCUGUUUAAACUUGACAGAGAAGGUGGUUCUUCGCUCAGGAAAGUACCAAAAAAAUUGGCUUAUGUGUCCUACUUGCCGUCAACAAACAGUGAUGGAGCAUGUUGCUUAUGUAGAUGAGAAACAACAUAAGGAUAGCGGCUCAAGGACCCCAAAAGUCUUCUGUGCUCAAGACUUGAAUGAAAGUUCCAUUGUUGUUAAAGGAUCAUACGGAACAAAGAUUGAAGCUGUCACAAGGAGGAUUUUGUGGAUAAAAUCAAUGGAUCAAAAUGCGAAAGUACUUGUUUUCUCUAGCUGGAAUGAUGUACUCGAUGUAUUGCAGCAUUCAAUGGAUUCUAAUGACAUUUCAUAUGUUCGAAUGAAAGGAGGCAGGAAAUCACAAGCUGCAAUUGCUAAAUUUAGAGAACAGCCCUUGAAUUCGAAACACAUCCAAGUCCUUCUGAUCCUAAUCCAGCAUGGAUCGAACGGUCUGAAUCUCUUGGAAGCCCAGCAUGUUAUCCUUGUUGAACCUCUCUUAAAUCCAGCGGUCGAAGCCCAAGCAAUUGGCCGUGUUCACCGAAUCGGGCAGGAUAAGAAAACGUUUGUUCAUCGCUUCAUAGUGAAGAACACUGUGGAGGAAAGCAUAUAUAAACUGAAUUUGGGUAGAUCUGGAAAUUCCAUGAUUAGUACUAAAAGUAAUAAAAAAGAAGACCAACCUGUGCUCACAGUGCUAGAUGUGGAGAGCUUGUUUCCUACGUCGGCCUCGAUCGAAAAUUCGUCGGGAAAUUUCGACGAUACAAGCGCCGUAGCCGAACAAAGCCUCAGGCAUUUGCCUGCUUCUGUUGCUGCUGGUCUUGCUGCUGAGAGGAGAUUCAUGGCGUCUCAUCACACCCAAUAAGGCAGAAAGCAGAGAUGAGGAGGGCAGGCAGAAUCAGUGAAAAUGUAAAGCUGCUUCAGGGGAAUUUAUCUUGUAUAAUUAGACAGAGUAGGCCAUUCUUUUCGAAUAUUUACAUGCAUACCGAACAAUUCUUAUGUAUUUACAUAUCGAACGACUUGUUUGAUGUUUUUACUUUUGCGACAUUUUAGUGUCAUCAAACUAUACAUGAAAAUAUAAUGAUUUCAGUGUUAUGCAUGCAUGUAUUUAAGUAUGUAAAUAGAUUUUAUGU
Phalaenopsis equestris is the source of this 5353-nucleotide messenger RNA. RefSeq names its product E3 ubiquitin-protein ligase SHPRH. Lineage: Eukaryota; Viridiplantae; Streptophyta; Magnoliopsida; Asparagales; Orchidaceae. The record is from RefSeq and is a predicted model, not a curated record. Gene Ontology annotation, molecular function: ATP binding; ATP-dependent chromatin remodeler activity.